Molecule: messenger RNA, 1314 nt
Organism: Peronospora farinosa
Lineage: Eukaryota; Oomycota; Peronosporomycetes; Peronosporales; Peronosporaceae
Source: the annotation of a GenBank genome assembly
AUGGACAAGAGACUACUGCUAGUGCUGCUGUUCAUCCUCAUGGACGGCACACGCGCCGCUGGUUGCGAUGACGAUUGCGUUGCCGUUUCCUGUUUGCCUCAUUGGUGGCGUAAUACAACUGCACCACAAGUAGUUGUGGCUUCUGUCCUCAUCUUCUUCGCUACGUUUUUGCCUCGAGUGUUCGUCCGUCUCCUUAUCUUCGUGCUCCCAAAGUUGCCGUUUAUGCGCCAAGUGGCCGAGGACUUUCGCGAGUCCUGUGUGGGCUCCACGUCAUACUUUAUCUCCAUGACAUUGGUUCUCUUGGCGCUCACAGUGUCGGAGCUGAGCAAGUUUUUCUGCCGCUUGCCAACAUACAUUUGGGGAGUCUUUUUUCUUUAUUGGCUCUACUCGCUGUUUAAUGUCGUACAAAGUUUGGCUGUGCGUCGGUUUGUUGGUACAAAUGGAGAUUUCUCCAAGAAGAUGGUUAUCUCCGAGUCUGUCAAGAUUCUUCGACUCACGACGCUGCUGAUCAUCGCCCUUAUCAUCUAUUCGUCUGCCCUGGGGGACAGUGCUACUUUCAAGUACUCGGUGUUGGGUGUGAUUGGACUGGCAGUCGCCCUGGGCUUUGUACCGUCCUUUCACAAUGUCGUGGGCGGUCUUUUUCUCGCGUUUAACUCACAGUUUAAGAUCGAUGAUUUUAUUUGCGUUGGAGACGCAGAAGGGUUCGUUCAUCGCGUGUCGCUACGCUACACGACAGUGGUGAGUCUCGAUGGAACAACUCUGUAUGUUCCAAACAGCUUUUUUCUUUACAAACCCAUGAUCAAUUUCUCUCAACGCCCGAAACGAGACGUGGAUUUGCACGUUCGAGUUUCGCGUGGCACAGCUGUGGAGACGUUGCGACAGGCUCUUCGUCGUCUUGAGAGUAUGCUGCAAUCACUGCAUGUUGGUCUUACAUCUCACGAAGAGAAUCAAUCGGACUUGCGGCAUGGUGAGAAGUGGGAACGGUUUUUCUUCGUAGCAAUGGAGGAGCUUUACACCAUACGCGUGUACUCAUAUACUGAAGAGCUGGAUGCGCGAAAGUAUGCUAUGCUUAAGUCUGAAGUUUGGCUCGCGGUGACAGAAAUCAUGGAGGAGAUGGGCAUUCGCGUGUUAAGUAACGACGACCAGGACAAUCCUUUUGCCGAGUCGCCACAUGUCAUGAAGCACUCGAGUAGCCAUACUAGUAGCCUUCCAGAUGAUAGUAGCCUCAGAGAUCCGUUCACCAGCGAAAUUGGUGCUGUCGUGGGAGCGCAGCCAAAUACUAAUGGGACCAAAGGACCACGCACACAGCUUUGA